AUGCCCAGCUCUACUGCAAUGGCAAUUGGAGCUCUCUCUAGUUCUCUUCUCGUAACCUGCUGCCUCAUGGUUGCCCUCUGUAGCUCCACCAUACCUGUACAAAAACUGGCCAAGGCUCAAGACAAACAGGAGAUAAAGGCGAGCCAGGAAAAGAGGGAUCACACAUCCACAAGGGACAGCCAGACAGGCCCAGGGAAAAUGAAUGAGAUCGGCAGGAGCGGGAGGGAGGAGGGUAGCCGGGACUGGAAGAGCAAAGGAAACAGGAACUACUCGAACAAGGAGUCUUGGACUAAGCAAAAGCAGGCUUGGAACAGCCAGGGGACGAGCAGUAAAUCCGGGAGCAUUCAAGCGCAAGAGCAAAGGGACGCUGCUCCAGAGGAACCUCAGGUGGCUGAAGACUCGCCUCUCCCAGAAGCUGUUGCGAGCGUCAGUCCCGAGCCCCCGGAGGAGUACGCCUAUCCGGACUACCGUGGGAAAGGCUGCGUGGAUGAGAGCGGCUUCGUCUAUGCCAUCGGGGAGAAGUUUGCGCCGGGCCCCUCUGCCUGCCCCUGCCUCUGCACAGAAGAGGGCCCGCUGUGCAUACAGCCCGAGUGCCCCAGGCUCCACCCUCGGUGCGUCCAUGUGGACACCACGCAGUGCUGCCCGCAGUGCAAGGAGAGGAAGAACUACUGCGAGUUUCGCGGGAAAACCUACCAGACCCUGGAGGAGUUCAUGGUUUCUCCGUGUGAGAAGUGUCGCUGUGAAGCCAAUGGUGAAGUGCUGUGCACUGUCUCGGCUUGUCCCCAGACGGAGUGUGUGGAUCCAGUGUAUGAGCCUGAUCAGUGCUGUCCUAUCUGCAAAAAUGGCCCGAACUGCUUUGCAGAAACCAUUGUCAUUCCAGCAGGCCGGGAGGUGAAAACUGAUGAAUGCACUAUAUGUCACUGUACUUACGAAGAAGGCACUUGGAGAAUUGAACGGCAAGCUAUGUGCACUAGACAUGAAUGCAAACAAAUAUAG
Messenger RNA from Gavia stellata (red-throated loon), 996 nucleotides. It is a transcript of the gene VWC2, whose product is annotated as von Willebrand factor C domain containing 2. NCBI's taxonomy places the organism in Eukaryota, Metazoa, Chordata, Aves, Gaviiformes, Gaviidae. Gene Ontology annotation, molecular function: protein binding. Gene Ontology annotation, cellular component: AMPA glutamate receptor complex. The record is from RefSeq and is a predicted model, not a curated record. Gene Ontology annotation, biological process: negative regulation of BMP signaling pathway. The transcript has 3 exons. Bases 1 to 996 code for a protein of 331 amino acids.